Messenger RNA from Parnassius apollo (apollo), 1239 nucleotides. The record is from the annotation of a GenBank genome assembly. NCBI's taxonomy places the organism in Eukaryota, Metazoa, Arthropoda, Insecta, Lepidoptera, Papilionidae.
AUGUGUUAUAAGCAGCCCAAGAUCCCAGAGUCCUACGCACCACGUCGAUGCUACAUGAAACCUACUGCUCCAGUAGAAUCCUGCACUACUUACAAGCUAUCGUACUUGCCGGUCGAUGGCUGCCAGAAUCUUAGAGGCGUGCCAAGGAAACCACCUCCCAACAUUGUGCCAAGCUGUGAGCCUAUGGAGUCUUGUACUGUACAGAAGCUUUCAUUCCUACCAAAUCCAGUGUGCGUGACGCAGCCGAUCAGACCGUGCCACCACGACAUGUGGGGCCAGGGUCCCAUGCAGAACAUCACCACGCAGCGCCAUGACUACGUGCCGAAACCGUGCGUGCUGCGUGAGAGCUGCAAGCCGCCUCCAAAGUUCCACUGUGUAGAACAACCCUUUGAAAGUAAUUACUUCAUUUAUAAACUUAAGAUAGAAGUGCAACCCAAGGAGCCUCUGCCUUGGGCAUGCAAGGGUCAGUACCAGAAACCCUGUCAGCGGAUAGAAGGCAACACUACAUACACUCUAAGUUACCUGGAUGCUAAGAGCGACUGUCGACGGCGGGCCAUCAUACCGAAUAGCUGCAUAAAUCCGGUCACCCCGUCCAAGCGAUUUGAAUCACAGACAAUUUACAAGAACAGCUAUUUGCCUGCGGAAGCCUCAAGACCAGCACCAGUAAAACCACCGUCAAACAUAGUUCCGUCCACAGCCCAAAUGGAAGGAGAUACUGUUCACAAGCUGUCAUUCUUGCCCAAUCCGGUAUGUGUGACUCAGCCUAUCCGACCAUGCCACCACGACAUGUGGGGCCAGGGCCCCAUGCAGAAUAUAACGACGCAGCGCCACGACUUUGUACCAAAACCAUGCGCAGUUAGAGAGUCCUGCAAACCUCCUGCCAAGUUCCAUUGCGUCGAGCAACCUUUUGAAAACCGCACCGUGAACCGCAUGUCUUACUUGGACCCUGGGCGCAUAAAAGUACCUGAAUCUUUCGCUCCUGUUAAAUGCUAUGAAAAGCCAUCAGCUAAAAUGGAGUCGUGCACAAUUCAAAAAAUGUCCUACCAGCCAGUAUGUGCUCCUGCUCCGCAACGACCGCCUUGGGCUUGCAAAGGGCAGUACCAAAAGCCCUGUCAAAGGCUCGACAGCACUACAGUUUAUCGUUCCUCGUUCCUGCCACCUGGUGAAGAUUGCUCCGAAUAUAUAGAUCCAUGUGCUUAUGGAGACUGUAAACGUAAGUUUGAGAUACUUUUGGAAUAG